AAGGUGUUCCCAUUCCAUUUGAUGUUCGAUCGGCAGAUGAAAAUUGUGCAAGCAGGAAAAUCCGUUUCGCGCGUCAUUCCAAGAGUUUCGGUGGAAAAUUGUUCGAUACUAGAAGUACUUGAGGCCAUACGUCCGCAUCUACAGUUGAGCUUCGAGAAUAUUUUAUCGCACAUCAAUACGAUUUAUGUUCUGCAGACGCGUCAAGGUGCAAUGGGAAAGCAUGAACGUUAUCUGCGGUUGAAG
This is a messenger RNA of Rhagoletis zephyria (snowberry fruit fly), 243 nucleotides long. RefSeq names its product guanylate cyclase soluble subunit beta-1-like. Gene Ontology annotation, molecular function: guanylate cyclase activity. Gene Ontology annotation, biological process: response to oxygen levels; cGMP biosynthetic process. The record is from RefSeq and is a predicted model, not a curated record. NCBI's taxonomy places the organism in Eukaryota, Metazoa, Arthropoda, Insecta, Diptera, Tephritidae. Gene Ontology annotation, cellular component: guanylate cyclase complex, soluble.